AUGGAAGCGAAUCAAUCCUCUGCGACCUCGAAUCGUCUCGCUGUUGAUCAUUAUGACAAUCCGUUCUUCCUCCACAACUUAGAUCUUGAUGGACUUGCUCUCGUCAUCGAUCAUCUUGCUCCAGGUGCUGAUUUUCAUGUUUGGCGUCGUUCGGUACGUAUGGCUCUCAAUGUCAGAAACAAACUCGGAUUCAUCGAUGGUACUAUCUUGAAACCCCCUGAUAAUCAUAGAGAUUCUGGUGCUUGGUCUAGAUGCAAUGACAUGGUCUCUACUUGGUUGAUGAAUUCGGUUUCGAAGAAGAUAGGUCAGAGUUUGCUAUUUGUAAAUAACGCUGAAGGGAUGUGGAAGAAUCUUAUGUCAAGAUUUAAGCAAGAUGAUGCUCGAAGAAUCUAUGUGAUUGAGCAGAAGUUGAGUAACAUUCAGCAAGGCUCUCUUGAUAUUAGUACAUACUACACAGAAUUGAUCACUUUGUGGGAAGAAUAUCAAAACUAUGUGGAUCUUCCGAUUUGUACGUGUGGGAAAUGUGAAUGUCAUGCUGCAGUCUCUUGGGAAAAGCUUCAGCAACGGAGUCGUGUCAUAAAGUUUUUGAUGGGGUUGAAUGAAGCGUAUGAAGCAACUCGCCGUCACAUACUGAUGCUGAAACCAAUUUCAUCCCUAGAAGAAGUCUUCAACAUGGUCACUCAAGAUGAAAGACAAAAGAGCAUCAAACCAACGACUAAGAUUGAUAAUGUGGUUUUUCAGAACUCUAUUUCUGAUUUGGAGGCUUCUGUGUAUGCUGGUCCUACUGAGAAUAUGGCAUAUGCUACUAUGAAUAACAACUACUGA
Brassica oleracea var. oleracea is the source of this 825-nucleotide messenger RNA. RefSeq lists its product as uncharacterized. The record is from RefSeq and is a predicted model, not a curated record. The coding region runs from base 1 to 825 and encodes 274 amino acids. The transcript has a single exon. Lineage: Eukaryota; Viridiplantae; Streptophyta; Magnoliopsida; Brassicales; Brassicaceae.